Molecule: messenger RNA, 1676 nt
Organism: Durio zibethinus
Lineage: Eukaryota; Viridiplantae; Streptophyta; Magnoliopsida; Malvales; Malvaceae
Source: RefSeq, a predicted model, not a curated record
UCAAACUGAAACAAGUGAAAUUAAUUAAUAAUUUGUCGUGGCAAAGCCAAAGCCGGAGCCGAAGAGUUUUUGCUUCAAUUUCUUUUAGUAAAUAAAAUAAUAAAUGCUGGUUCGUUAAAAAAGGAGGGGAAGUUUGUUAAUUUCCCGAUCAUUUUGUUUUGGCAAUUGCCAGCAAACAGAUCUCUCCCUCCCUCUCUGUCUUGGAAAAUAGAAAAAAUUAACAAUAAAAGAAAUGGCUUAUAGGAGAAGGCAGGGAAUAAGCAGAGCGUCGACGUUCAAGGAAGAGAUUCACCACCCACACCCACCAGGAGACAAUGACAGCAAAACAUUCACGUCCUCCUAUUCUUUCUCUUCAUCAACAUCAACCGCCAAUUCUCUCGCCGCUCAGGCCAUGCGUGCCGCCUCUGCUUCUGCCAAAACCGACUCCCCUGUUUUUGUUGCUGAUUCUGAUUUCAACCCUUCAAGAUCUAAGGGCUUCAAUGCCUACGAAGAUUCAAGAAAUGAUUCGAAAGGGUUCUGGGGUGUUCUGGCUCGAAAAGCCAGAGCCAUUCUCGACGAUGAUAAUGUCUCUCAGCAGUUUGAAACGCCUGGCAGAGUAGGAUCAUCGCCUAUGUUGGAAGCCUCACCAGCUUCCCAGCAGAACCAACAGCCAACUGAGGGCUUUAGAAGAAUGGAUAAUCCUACAAUACGAAGGGGCUUGGAUAAGCUCACCUCAUCCCUUAAUCAGAUUGGUGACACAUUUGAAAAGGCUUUUGAGGAAGGUCGAACAAUUGUGGAAAGUAAAACCCAAGAUAUUAUCCAAGAAACACGCAAGCUUCAAAUCAGGCGGAAAGGGAGCUGCAAUCCCGUGGCAGAAAAUCAGGUCACUGGUUUCAAUAGCACAUUGCAGCAACCUCUGAUGGAACCGACACGGCUUCAGAAUCAAACCAACCAUGAAACCCGACUCAAGGCAUCUCGCGAUGUUGCAAUGGCCACAGCUGCUAAAGCAAAACUUCUUCUUCGGGAGCUGAAAACUGUUAAGGCAGAUUUGGCUUUUGCAAAGGAACGAUGUGCUCAACUAGAAGAGGAGAAUAAACUCCUUCGGGAGAGUCGAGAGAAAGGGGGUAAUCCUGCAGACGAUGAUUUGAUUCGGCUUCAACUGGAGACUCUUUUGGCAGAAAAGGCCCGAUUGGCGCAUGAAAAUUCAAUAUACGCUCGAGAGAACCGGUUUCUAAGGGAAAUUGUAGAGUAUCACCAACUGACCAUGCAGGAUGUUGUGUAUUUAGAUGAGGGAGCUGAAGAAGUUACAGAAGUUUAUCCCAUCAACUUCUCCUACUCAAAAAGGCUUUCUGAUUACCCCACCUCACCUUCUGAGGUGGAGGAGGUCACCGCUUCCCCUUGUACGAGCCCGCCACUCACAAAGGAAAUCUUACCUGUCCCUAAUCCACAGCAGGAAGCCAAGGGUGUCUUCAACUCCAUAACUGAUGUCUCACUCGCACCUACUUCAUCCACUUCCUUACCCGAUGGAGAGGAUGCAAGAAGACCUCCAGUAUCUUCUCUCGAAAUUUAGUUUUACCAAUAUAUUCUGCUUGUUAAAAGACUAUUGUAACAUGGGUUUGGGCAAAGUAGGAAGGAGGGAGCCGAUCUUUUUUUUUUUAAUUUCUUCACUCAUUUUUAAGGAUUGAUUGUUUUUUCUC